Halichondria panicea is the source of this 4042-nucleotide messenger RNA. RefSeq names its product regulator of G-protein signaling 22-like. The coding region runs from base 101 to 3994 and encodes 1297 amino acids. Gene Ontology annotation, molecular function: G-protein alpha-subunit binding. NCBI's taxonomy places the organism in Eukaryota, Metazoa, Porifera, Demospongiae, Suberitida, Halichondriidae. The record is from RefSeq and is a predicted model, not a curated record. Gene Ontology annotation, biological process: regulation of signal transduction. Gene Ontology annotation, cellular component: cytoplasm; nucleus. The transcript is spliced from 18 exons.
AAUACACCCACACAACUUCUCACAGAACUUUGAUGUGCUGUCAUAAAAUACAUUGAAGUGUAGCUAUGCGAUUGGACUUUCCUAGAAAGCUUUGCUGAGAAUGCUACCACUACUAAGAGAGGAUCUAGACUCUUCCACACUGCAUUUGUACCUCAAGGAUUCCACAUUUGUUGAAUAUUUCAACUCAUUCCUCCUACUACCGGCAUUUUCCAGUCGUCUCUUCUUUGAUGAAGAAAGUGGUUUCUUUGAACCAGUCCACGGAAAGGGGACGAAGCUAUGUUGGGAGGAGACUGGUGAGGCCACACCCUCCUCCAGUCAGGCCACCCUCUACCUAACAGAUGAGAAUAUGGGGCCGGCCCUUGAUCGUCACCAGAGCUGGUCGUGGAUUAUUGAGCAUCGAUUGCCCCUGUUCUUAAAGAGUGAUAUUUUAUCCGAGUACAAACUAUGCAAGCUGCUUAGUCAGAGAGGACCUAAAUCCCCACCCACCAGGAGCCAUAGCAGCAUCAGGCUUCAAACAUCUCCAUCAAGAAAGCACUGCUCAGAUGAGAAACAGAGCGACACUUCCCUUCCAUCUAUAAUUCAAACAUCCACCAGUAGUUUACUUAUCAAAGCUGCUUCUACAACAGCAUUAAAAUCCUCUCCCAUAACUAGAGGUGUGUCUACAUCAUUCUCCGACAUUGAGCUCACUCCUAAGAGACACACUGGGGCUAUAUUGGCAAGAAAGAGGAGUCAAUCCAUGGAUUUAUCAUCUCUACCUAUGGUCCAUGAUCAGAGCACUAGGUUGUCUAGCGAUGAAGCAAAACUGAUUGGAAGCAAAUCUGGAAUGAAAAUGUUUUGGAAGUUCUUGCGAGGAAAAGCUGGAGAGAAGAACUGGUUGUUUUGGCUCGAUGCAGAGAGAGUGGGAUACCACACCAAUCCCACGUAUCAGCAAAGGUUGCUUCGGGAGUUGCGUGAACGUUACCUUCACCCCAGUGGUCCACUAGCUCUUCCAGCUGAGGUCAGGAAUAAGGCGGGGGUGAACAAGACCUCCAGACUCACUCUCUCACACCUGAAAGAGCUGCAACACACUCUAGUGCAGCGACUCAGGGAUUAUUGGUGCCCUCGAUUUCUCACCCAUCACCACGCAGAGACUGUCAAUGCCACUCUGUCAUCUCAGCCACGCCCAUUUUCCUGUGCUCCUGUUGGCAUACAAGAUGGACAGCUCACAAACUACCCGAGGGUGUCCACUCCUCUCACACCCACGGGAACACAGACAUUUCGUAAACUGACAAGCGGACGCACUACUAGAUCCUUCUCAUCUCCUACCAGUUAUAGGCAGGCUCAGGAAGAUAGAGGGAGCAAGUUAAUGGAGCGAUUCAAAGCAGAUAUUGCUGGCUUAUCGGCAGGAGAAAGUGAGGUGAGGUCAGCGGGCUCUAGGAGUUGCUCUCGAAGGGUGUGGGAGAAAGAUGACAUGGUGAAAGUCGCGAGAGGUGAAACACCUCAUCAAGGAGGGAAGAAAUCUCACUUUGAUCGAGCAGCCAAAUACACACUACAUCAUGUGCCAGAUCCCAACAGUAGAUGUGCUUCAACAAUGGACAAUCAAUUCAACAAUGGUGCGAUGUGUGAGGCUCAGUGUACAAUCCUGAGUGUAUCCGGUACCCCCCUCCACACUGCCACGCCCACACACCCUCACACCCUCACAACAGAGGAGCAACAUGCCUCACUAGAUCUGUACAGUCCCCUCAUCAGCUGCCUCAACACUGAGCACAGGAAAGCAGGAGGCUACUUCCAGAAACACCUCGAGAACAACCAGGAGAAAGUGUUUCUCUAUUGCCUGGUGUUCUGGAGAGAAGUACAAGAGUACAAGGCUCUCUUUAUUGGAGCCUCUUUCAGCCCCUGUACAGUGGAAAUGAAAGCCAAGACCCUUUAUGGCCGGUUUAUAUCCCAAGGCAGUGAGGAGAACAUAGAGUGCCCUCAGUCUAUUGUAGGGGCAGUGUCAGCCAACCUGUGGCCUGCCUAUGAGGACCUGUUUGACUCUGCUGAGGAGCAUGCCCUCGGACUGCUACUGCUCCAGUGGGUGGAGAUGGUCACCUCCGAGGAACAGACCUUUCAGAAGUUGGAUAGUGCACCUGUGAGGAGGGUGUCUGGUCGAGGGAGCAGAAGAGCAUCACAUACACCACUGGAAGAGCUCGAGGAAGAGCCAUUCUCGGAUGAGUUUGAUGAUGGUGGUGAUGGUGACAGGUUCUUCCUUCGGCCCUCAUCCUCACGGAAGAUCUCCCGUUAUCACUCAGGCAGUCGUCGGUCUAGUCGAGUCCCAUCUGCCAGGUCCUCCGUGGGGCAGCCUCAGGACAGAGCCAUCUCUCUCAAUGACAUCAUGAAGAACAGGAUAGAGCUAGACCAUUUCAAGAUAUAUCUGAACGAGCACUGUGCUGCCCAGGACUUGAUGUGCUGGAUGGAGAUUGAAGCAUUCAGAGGCAUACCAAUCAAUGAUAAGACCAUACGCAAUAUGAAGGCCAAGCAGCUCAAGACUCGCUACUUUAACAAGGGCUACCUGUUUGGACCCAACAGUCCUGCGACUAAGGAGGCACAGAGACAGAUAGUAUCGGCUGGUGGGGAUGCAUACACUGGUCGUCUUCCUGCCCGCCCCCGCACCCCUGUGCUCAUUGAGGCACAGAAACACGUGCGGGCAAGACUAGAGAGAAAAUGGCUGGCAGAGUUUAUGAAAACACUAGACUUCCUGAGUAGGAACAAGGGAGGUGUUGCCCGCAGUGUCAAUGGCCGGAGGAUAUCUAAAUCCAGCGGCAAAGAUAUGACAUCAUCUUAUUAUGAGACCUCCUUUGCUAAUUCUCAUGAAGCCAUCAUGUUUCGUAAGAUACUCCACGACACGAACCAGGUGGCCCUGUUCCUACGCUAUCUGGACAUACGGACAAUUGGCACCACAUCAGGAAGGAGCUCACUUGCUAGGCAAGACGUCAAGUUCUGGUUAGAGGUGCAAAAGUUCAAGGAGAUGUUCCACGCUCACACAAUGGAAAGUAUGCUCAUCAGCAAGUACGACGCCAUCAUGGCUUGUUUCCUGCAGUCCUCUGCACCUCCCAAACUGCAAGUGGAUGUACCACUGUCCGUGGCUGAAGAGUUAGCCAGGAAACCACAUGGACCAUACCUUUUCAGAGAAGCACAGGCUGCAGUGUUCAAACACCUGUACAGUGGCUGGUUGGACUACAAAAACUAUACCAGCAGUUACAGUGCUGAUGAGAUGGUGGUGUGUUUGGAUCAUCUUGAGUCACAACUGCUCAACGAUAAAAAGACAGAAAAGGACCGUCGCACGAAUGAGUUGAUGGAGGAGGAAAGAAAGAAGCUGUCAAUGCCACGAUUUGAGAGUAUAGCCGAGAAAAUGGAGCGAAUGAGAAUAGAGAACGAACGGUCGGAGACUGGAGAUGUGCAGGUGGCAUUCAGACUGUCCAUUCCAGAUCACAACUACACCUAUUACACAACACUGCCGGAAGAGUUUGUUGAAAGACAAGACCACCCUUCAUCUAGCAGCAAACCACUCCACCAGACAAAACAAAAACAUAACAAAAACACCGACUCAAAAGGGAAUCUGAACUCAGAGGCUGACCCUUUACCAAUGGUAGUUGUCAAAGUCAAGCAGAAAGAAGUGAAAAAACAUAACCAAACACCUGCUGAAGACAAAGUUGAGAUGGAUUUUGAAGAUACUCCCGAACUUUAUAACAAGCUGCCUCUAAAUCCUAACAAGCAACUACCACUUCAGAAGCAGACUCCUUCAAUGUUCUUUUAUUCCAAGCCUGGUGUUUCAAAUUCAUCAAUGUCUUUGAAACGGUUUCCUGUCAACCCAAGAUCGAACAAGAGUGGCAGGCCUAGAUCUAGUAGGCGUAUGAAUAAGCUUGCCACCAUCAGUAUGAGGAGGUCUGGUGAAAGAGGAGGAUCUGCGUACUCCUAUGGAGCUGGACUAGUAGAACAAUCAACAAUAACUGUAAUGAAUUUAGAAACACUAUAAGUUUUGCAUUUUAAUUUUGACACGUACUGCAAUGAAUUGAAUAACAGA